CUGCCAACUAUUACAAGGUGCGUGAGAAGGAGCGGGAAAGAGACCGUGAGAACAGAGAGAGGGAUAGGGACAGAGACAGAGAGAGGGAGCGUGAGCGGGAACGGGAACGUGACCGGGACCGGGACCGAGACAGAGAGAGGGACCGUGAGCGGGAACGGGACCGAGACCGCGACUACCGAGGAGACUACAGGGACAGAGAUGACAGUCGAUCGCCUAAAGAUCGCAGGCGAGAAGUGCGGGACCGUGACAGAGAGCGGGACCGUGACAGGGACAGCCGUGGCAACCAUGACCGAAUUAAUUCUGUUCACAAGAAAGAGGAAAAAGAACGUUUGGCGAGGGUGGGGGACUGGUCGGAGCAUGUAAGCUCAUCAGGCAAGAAGUACUACUAUAACUGCCGAACUGAGGUAUCCCAGUGGGAGAAGCCCCCAGAGUGGCUAGAAUGGGAGAGAGCACGUGCCAAGGAGACCUCAAAUAGGUCACAUGACAAGACCUCGAAUAGGCAAGACAAACAUUCCAGUUUAGGGGAGAGUUAUCGGGAAAGUCGGGAUAUCAGGGAUGGCGACCGAGACAGGAAUGACAGGGAUAGGAGAGAAAUGUAUCAUAGUGAAGAUAUGUAUGAUAGAAGAGACUCUAGAAAAUAUGGCCAAGAGGUUGGUGCAGCAGACAUGGACAUUUCUUCAGGUGAUAGCACUCCAACGUCAGAGCACCUUCAUAAUAGGGGCAGUGGUGAGAACAGCCACGACGUCAGUGGGGCCAAUGUGUCGUUAGCAUCGUCAGGUUUGGUGUCUGCGUCGGGCACCUCAGUAACGUCCACCCACGCAGGCUCAGCCCCUGCACUCUUGAGAACUAAGCUGGGAACCAGUUUAGGGAUGCUGCCCACAUCUCUACCCUCCUCCUUACCCCACCUGGGUAGCAGCACGGCGGCCUCCACCUCUGUCACCAAUACCACCACCACCACCUCCUCCCUAGGUAGCAGCAUCCCAACCCUCAGUGGUUCCACGCCCAUGGCUGUGCCGCAGCUCCUUAGCCACCACCCUCGCGUCAUAUCCCUCUCUAGUUCUCUGAACAAGGGUGGUGUUGAUGUGGAUACAGCAAAGACUGUCAACUCAAACAACUCUCAUUCUCAUGAUGGAGAGGGACAUCUAGUGAAAUUACAAUUAGAACCUCUAACAAUAUCAGCAAAUAGUAAUAAUAUAGGUGGAGGUCCUCCCACACCAACACACUCUGAAAACCAAGAUGGCAUUGACAUCAGAAAAGUGGGUAGCCCAAGCAGCAGUAUUAACUCGCUACAGUCAUUGACGCAAACAACAGGAGGGUCAUUGGCAGGAGCAAAACCGUUAGUUCCUGCCCUCACGCGUCUGGCUAACUAUUACAAUGAAACCCUCAUUUCACACGUACAAAACUGGCCAGCAGAGAAUUUAGAAAAACCGGCACAGAGAUUAGCUGAGGAAGCUCACUCUGUUGGAAGUCUAGUGAUGACGCGGGUAUCUGCCGAGCUCAAGAUGGCACGGUCCCUGGUACGACUGGCAGAGAUACAGGCUACACUCCAUGAACAAAGGAUACUUUUUCUACGUGCUCAGAAGCGAGAACUUGAGGAGAUGAAGGCGCAGAAUUCCUUCAUGAGUGACACAUAGUGUUGGGCUGCCUGUGAUAGCUGCCUGGGUCAGUUGUCUGGAUGUUGACAUGCCUGGGAUUAUUUAUAAAGUGUUAUAUUUUCUUAAUCAUGUACUGGAUGUGUGAACAUUGGUGAAGUCCAAAGUGCAGGGUGUGGCAGUGAGGUGAGGCCCGAGUCCUCCCCUCAUGUGUGGGUUGUGGGCGAGUGCCAGCACCAGUAUCAUCACAGCAGCCAGUGCAAAGAUGACUGCUGCCACAGGCCAGGGUAACUGCCAGCUCCUCACAGGAUUCACCAACAACCUACCGUCCUGUGUCUGGCCCGGCCUACCCUGGCAACCCUCCACCGAUAUCCCCAAUGUCAUCUAUGUUUCUCUGUGAUGAAUGACACAACUAGACACCUCUGAAGGCUGAGCCUGUACACUGAACAGCUCUGCUACGUCACAAUGUAAUACCGGCUAGCCAGAGGCUGGCACUGUAUCACACUCCCUGGGGUCUUGAGAA
Molecule: messenger RNA, 2115 nt
Organism: Penaeus vannamei (Pacific white shrimp)
Lineage: Eukaryota; Metazoa; Arthropoda; Malacostraca; Decapoda; Penaeidae
Source: RefSeq, a predicted model, not a curated record